GCAAAAGGAAGAGGCGAUGGAGAACAAGAAAGGCUCGAAGAUGAACAUCGCCAUCAUUCAUCCUGAUCUCGGAAUCGGAGGAGCUGAAAGGCUAAUAGUUGAUGCCGCAGUGGAACUUGCAUCUCAUGGUCAUAAUGUUCACAUUUUCACAUCACACCAUGAUGGAAGUCGCUGUUUUGAAGAAACCCUUGCUGGUACAUUUGCAGUUACUGUAUAUGGAUCUUUCCUUCCCCGCCAUAUCUUUUAUCGUCUUCAUGCAGUAUGUGCGUAUCUGCGUUGCAUGUUUGUUGCUCUCUGUGUUUUGUUCAUGUGGCCAUCUUUUGAUGUUGUACUUGCCGAUCAAGUCUCUAUUAUCAUUCCAAUUGUGAAGUUGAAAAAGUCCACAAAGGUUGUGUUCUAUUGUCAUUUCCCCGAUUUGUUGCUGGCUAAACACACAACUCUUCUUAGAAGGAUAUACCGCAUGCCCAUAAACUUUUUGGAAGAAUUAACAACUGGGAUGGCAGAUUUGAUUCUUGUUAACAGCAAGUUUACAGCAUCCACUUUUGCUGCAACUUUCAAGCGUCUUGAUGCUCAGGGAAUAAGACCAGCUGUGCUUUACCCAGCAGUAAAUGUGGAUCAGUUCAGCGAACCAAAUGCUUAUAAGUUGAAUUUUCUUUCAAUCAACCGUUUCGAAAGGAAAAAGAACAUUGAUCUGGCAAUAUCAGCAUUUGCAAUGCUUGGCCAUCCUGAUGAGAACAUUCCUGAAGGGUUUAAUUUCGCUGACAUGACAUUGACUAUUGCAGGUGGAUUUGAUCAGCGCUUGAGAGAGAAUGUUGAUUACUUGGAGCAACUAAAAGUCUUGGCAGAAAUUAAAGGUGUGUCUAACCAGAUCAAAUUCAUCACAUCUUGUCCCACUGCCGAAAGAAACGCUCUUCUCUCUGAUUGCCUAUGCGUUAUUUAUACACCAAAGGAUGAACAUUUUGGCAUUGUUCCGCUUGAGGCAAUGGCUGCCCAUAAACCCGUGAUAGCAUGCAACAGUGGCGGACCAGUGGAGACAGUGAAAGAUGGGGAGACGGGAUUCUUGUGUGACCCGACCCCACAAAGCCUCUCAUUUGCCAUGGCCAAGUUCCUGCAGGAUCCAUCGUUAGCAGAAAGAAUGGGCGCAAACGCACGAUCACAUGUUGCCACAACGUUCUCGACAAAGACCUUCGGCGACCAAUUGAAUCAACAUAUCAUGGAUGUAGUAGCACACAGCAAACAAGAGUAACAAACUAAAGCAGAAUGAAGAAAGGUUUGGGGUAUGUUUGGCGGUGAUGAUAUCGUAGAUGAUAUUUCGUUGUUUCUGGAUUGGAUGCAGAGGAUGGACCAAUGCUGUUGGACCUUUCGGGUUCAAUCGGUUUACUUGUGAGGUGCAGUGGUAGUGGUGGAGGCAGAGAUAGGUAUCACUUACAUUACUGGUUUUCUAAAUUUGUUCAGAACUCGUGUGGUAAAGUUUGCAAUUCAUGCUUUAUGGUCGGUUCUCAUCCUGCGUCCUAUGCGUCAAAGAGCUUGCAAAAUGUGCUCUAUAGAGGUUCUAAUCUUGGAUCAUGGGUGUUCAAUCGUUUUAGGUUUCUUUUUGAAGUUUGACUUUUAACAUUAUUCACAGAGUGUUUGAUUUGACUUUACCUUUGUAACUUAUUCGUUUAAUUACUAUUUUAAUUUCGCUU
Messenger RNA from Cynara cardunculus var. scolymus (artichoke), 1685 nucleotides. Its product is annotated as alpha-1,3/1,6-mannosyltransferase ALG2. The transcript has 8 exons. The record is from RefSeq and is a predicted model, not a curated record. Gene Ontology annotation, molecular function: alpha-1,3-mannosyltransferase activity; GDP-Man:Man(1)GlcNAc(2)-PP-Dol alpha-1,3-mannosyltransferase activity. NCBI's taxonomy places the organism in Eukaryota, Viridiplantae, Streptophyta, Magnoliopsida, Asterales, Asteraceae. The coding region runs from base 17 to 1246 and encodes 409 amino acids.